Sycon ciliatum is the source of this 5353-nucleotide messenger RNA. Its product is annotated as procathepsin L-like. Gene Ontology annotation, molecular function: cysteine-type endopeptidase activity; cysteine-type endopeptidase activator activity involved in apoptotic process. Lineage: Eukaryota; Metazoa; Porifera; Calcarea; Leucosolenida; Sycettidae. The transcript is spliced from 2 exons. The coding region runs from base 3344 to 4039 and encodes 231 amino acids. The record is from RefSeq and is a predicted model, not a curated record. Gene Ontology annotation, cellular component: lysosome. Gene Ontology annotation, biological process: positive regulation of apoptotic signaling pathway; immune response; positive regulation of peptidase activity.
CUAGCGAAUUUAGCGAUCGACUCAUUUUCGCUAAAGUUUCAAGUCGCCGUUGAGACAUUAGUAAUGCACUGGUGAUCCGUGAGUAAAAUCGCUAAACCAGCUGACAAUGGGAAAACGCUAAUAGUCGCUAAAAUUACCCGUUCUACAGUAUUAGGGUUAUUGCCAUGGUGACAGCCCUGGGGUUAGGGUUAUCGUGUUGAUAGGGUUAGGGUUAUCGUCACCAGGAAUAUUAGGGUUAUCGCCAUGGUGAUUGCACUAGGGUUAGGGUUAUCGUCAUAGUGAUAGGGUUAGGGCUAUCGCCAUGGUGAUAGGGGUAGGGUUACCGGGAUUAUUAGGGUUAAUAUGGCCUGACUUUUAGGGUUAAACGCAAAUUUUAGGGUUAAAACGCAUUACGUCAUCGAUGACGUCAUAUGUAAAACGCUCCGGUUUUAGGUUAAAUCGCACAAAUUUACCGUAAAUCGGAAAAAAAUAGGGUUAAACGCCCUGGUUUUAGGGUUAACUCGCUAUGACGUCAUUGCUGACAUCAGUGAGUUGGUACGCCUCAAAAUCCUAGUCGACUCGCGCAUUUCGCGUCCAAAGUUUGUCGUCAGAGAACUCCUGUUGCUUCUUGCGCAACACAGAGAAGGCCUGGUGCUGCAAUCAACACCAAAAUGCGAUGGAGAAUUGUCACGGAGUACCAGCAACUCCUGGGCAAUCGUUCUCGAGUGCCUCCUGGAGGAUUGAAAUCGCCGUAGUCACUGUUUCCUUCGCAGAAUGUCAGUGAACUCAUCCAGAGACUGGUGCAGAAAGCACCAGCAUCGCGCCGUCCAGUUUGCUGAUCUCUCUCGCAAUCGUUCACGAUUAUAGCGGUUCACGAAACAAUAUUACAGAAUAAUCACCAUGCUGCGUGGAAGGAAGGUGCGUAAACGCUUCUGAAUGAUAUAAUUGCAAUCGAAUAGGAGGCAUGAUAGUGCAAUAGCAUGGUUGAGACUUUUGUACAAACAGGAUUUCUUCAGGGAAUGCAACGUUUCUUGCAGGGGAUGAAGGUUGAAGUGAGCUGAGAGAAAGUCACCAAUGUUUGUUUUCUUCAGAAAACUAAUCAGAUGUCUGUCGACGCCUAGGAGGCGCUGUCGAGAUUGAUAGCAUCUUUUUUCUGGCAUGCAUCAGGUCCAUGAUGUUCUAGAAAGGGCGUCGGUGCACCGUCUGCAUCCGUCUAUAAUACAGAGCCGACGAGUGUUCAUUGGUCGUAGGAGCCGGUAUAAAAAGACUCUACUUGCUUUCGUCAUGCAUCAUUAUGCUCAAUUUGUCAACAGGGUUGCGUCAUCCUGUCUGCCUCGUGCACGAACAUCUCGUCCGGACUUUCGGAGCUCGUGCACAAAUUUGGAGGUGCUAACUACGAUAAAGCCGUGUACUUCCACCCGAACGUGAAUAAAAUCGGACAAGAUGCGUGGAGAAUCGACAGCGCCGAUAUCAAAACCUAUCUCAAGCCCCUGGUAGGUGAAGAGACCAUCAUCUGGGCGGGCAUUUACAAAACUCCCAUGUGGUACCUUCAACCGACAGAUUUGAUUGCUUUCCACGCUUUCGUCGUCUUUCAAACGAGAAACUGGUGGUGGUCGGCGGAAAAAACAACCGACGGUGUCAGCAUAUGCAGAGGCAAGACUCGUUCAAGCGUGAGAUCUUCCUAUCGAAGCACCAAUCGAAAAACUCCGAUAGAGGAGAUUAUUGCUGACAAAUCACAUGUUAAUCUGCAGGAUCUGAUAGAUUUCCUCUACGACUCUAAUCUCGUCAAGGGUAUUUACAACGUUGUAACAAACAACUGUCAUACGUUUGCCUCCGCUCUGUUCAACGAACUUGCAGCUACCCACUACGUCAAUCAUAUCGCACUUCGGCAUGCCAAACCCAUCGACUCGGAGCAUGCAAUGGAAUGAGUACUCGACCCCCAUCCAGACCCACACAUUUAGCACAGAUAUGUUGAUUUUAAAAAUUUUAAUUACAUAUUGUUUAUAUCGAUCUGUGACUGUAUCAUGAUAAUUAUACUGUUGAUCGGUAAUUGGCCAUAGUGGGAAGUUAGCUUGACCAUAUAAUGGGUCAGAUGGCUAACGGCCGAAAGAUGGUGUUUAAACUGCUCCAUUGUCCGCCAUUGGUCGUCGCUGUAUGGGGGGGAAACAGAUUAAAACAUGUAUAAGAUCUCUGGUAUUUCAAAUAAAGAGAAUUGCACGACAGAUUACUUACCAAGAACACAGAAACAGAGGCUGGAGACCGGCCUCCAGCUUCCUCCUGUGGUUUUUAGACCUCAGGUGGUCGACGAACGGCUGGAGGCCGGUCGCGGUCUUUCCACAAGCCGAGCAAGAAAAAAGCAUCUUGAUGAUAGUUGAAUGGGACUGAUCAAGGUGGAUCCAAUCACUUUUAUCCCCGCCCAGUUGUUCGUUGGUUGAAGGGUGCGGCGCGCGCGCGCGCAGUUCAACAUUAAAACUCUGCGCGAUGAUCAUGGAGUCCGCCGCUCAGGAUGUGAAGCGGGUAAAGCGGUGACGUGAGUACUACAUCUCUUUGAAACGUGCACGAUUCAUAUGAAAACCGCUAAAGAUGAUGGCCAUGGACCCCGCGUCACGUUCAAACUUGUCGCCGGUUCUAGUUGAUUCCAGAAACUUCCACCUGAUCCGAGCACGCUGUGAGUACUCUGAGCGAGGAGUGGGAAACUAUCGACAUUUUGGUACUCUCCGGUUGAUGCAGACGGAGAAUUGAGAAUUGCACGACAGAUCACUUCCCAUGAGCAGAGAAAUUCGGACUGCAGACCGGCCUUCAGCUUUUCCUGACUUCAGGCGGUCCACGAACGGCUGGAGGCCGGUCGCGGUCUUCAUACAGACUGAGCAUGAAAACAGCAUCUUGAUGGUUGAUAGUUGAAUGGGACUGAUCAAGGUGGAUCCAAUCACUUUUAUCCCCGCCCAGUUGUUCGUUGGUUGAAGUCCGCCGCUCAGGAUGUGAAGCGGGUAAAGCGGUGACGUGACUACUACAUCUCUUUGAAACGUGUGCGAUUCAUAUGAAAACCGCUAAAGAUGAUGGCCAUGGACCCCGCGUCCCGUUCAAACUUGUCGCCGGUUCUAGUUGAUUCCAGAAACUUCCACCUGAUCCGAGCACACUGUGAGUACUCUGAGCAUCGCGAGGAGUGGGAAACUAUCGACAUUUUGGUACUCUCCGGUUGAUGCAGACAGUGUGUAACCUUUUGACCCGCGUACGUGAGACGCCCCGGUUUAGGGUAAAAUCGCUAUGAUGUCAUCGAUGACGUCAGUUAGCUGGUACACCCAUAAUACUUUCUACUUGUGUGUGUGUGUGUGUGUGUGAGUGUGUGUGUGUGCAUGUUGUGUGCAUGUUGUGUGCUCACACGCAGGGUGCAUGCGGCUCCAGCUGGGCGUUCAGCACAACCGGCUCCACCGAAGGCCAGCACUUCAAGAAGACUGGCAACCUUGUCUCGCUGUCCGAGCAGGACCUGAUUGACUGCAACCAAAAGGAGGCUGAUCGUGGCUGUGGCGGAGGUUUCAUGGACCAUGGCUUCAAGUACAUCAUCGAGAACCACGGCAUUGACACAGAGGAGAGCUACCCUUACACGGCCAAGGCCGGUACAUGCCGCUUCAAGGAGUCGCACGUCGGCGCCACCCUCACCAGCUACAAGGACAUGCUGCCGCGCAAGUCCGAGAGCGCCCUGCAGGAGGCUGUUGCCUCGGUUGGCCCAGUGUCGAUUGCCAUCGACGCCUCAUCGACGUAUUUCCGCUACUACAAGCACAUUGUCCUGAUCGACAGCAAGCGCACCAACGCUUACCCGAAUCACGCUGCCCUGGUUGUCGGCUACGGUGUUGAGGAAGAGCAGGACUACUGGCUGGUCAAGAACACUUGGGGUACCAGCUGGGGAGACAAGGGAUACAUCAGGACGGCACGUAACCAUGACAACAUGUGCGGGAUCGCCACGGACGCUAGCUAUCCGAUCGCCGGGACAACGCCGUCAAAGAAGAAGCGCUUGCACACGCCUUUGUCGUGUGAUGUUGUAACUUAUCUACCAUCAGUAUAGCUGAUUGCCACCGCCACAGCUGCUGCUGCUGCUGCUGCUUUUGUGGCGCAAUCUUCCUUACACUAUCAGCCCGGAUCAUCCAUUUGCGCUAUGAUCCAAGCUUGCAGCCUAUAUCAAUCUUAUCUUCUGAAAAUUGUGGUCAGGUUGCUGUCUGAUGAUCGGUUAAAACCGUGAAACUCAAAGUUACAGAGAGUUACAGAAGAAAUGCUUUUCAUCCCUCUCAAGUGUGUUUAUUUUAUAUAUAUAUACCCACUCCAACCAUCCACCAAACAUACUAAAGCAACUACCUGCCGCCAUCAGCAAGCGCGUCUCAAUGAACUCCUCGGAUGCCGAUGCCUUCAGCCAAGCAGCACCGAUGUAUAAUGCAGCCCUGUCCGCAAGUGGAUACACGGAAACGAUCCAAUACAUCGAACCGGAACAAGGCGAAGGAAGAAAGAAAAAGAGAAAAAGGAAACGCCACAUUACUUGGUUCAACCCACCAUUCAGCCGCAACGUGCACACCAAUGUGGCUGCGACCUUCCUGAAGCUGAUUGAUCGCCAUUUCAAGAACACCCCGCUCGCAAAACUGUUCAACCACAACAAUGUAAAAGUCAGCUAUUGCUGCAUGCCAAACGUCGCAGCCUCUAUCAGCAGUCACAACAUGCGCCUCCUAACCAAAGCUACACCUGAAAAGCCAUGUAGCUGCAGAAAAAAGAACGAAUGCCCACUGGAAGGCCGCUGCCUGGCAUCACACAUUAUAUACGAGGCACAUGUCACCAGCCAGGAUGAGCGAAGAUUGUACAUUGGCUGCGCAGACACGGAAUUCAAAGCCAGAUACAACAACCACACCACGUCGUUCCGACAUGAGAGAUACCGCACUAGCACUGAGCUGUCGAAACACCUCUGGGAGAAGAAACAAAACCACCAGGACUACCAGCUCAGAUGGCAGAUAAAGGAAAAGGCCAACUCCUACAGCACCGUCACAAAAAGAUGUAACCUGUGCACAGCUGAGAAAACAUGGAUUCUCCUUGGCGAUGAGACCAUGCUCAACAAGAGAAGCGAAGUCAUCGCAAAAUGCCGCCACGCUAACAAGUAUCGCCUAGCCAACUUCACCGGGGUCACAUAACAAGCGAGGAUAGCACGCUGCACUCCGGCCAACGGACGUGACAACCCACCUCACUUGUAACGGACACUUCCAUCAAAAUUGCGCGAAUACGAUUGUCACUGUACACAAAGCCCACACUCACAAGCUUGCCACUUGAAAAGCAUACUGACAACUGCGCUGCUUUCUAACACUUGUCUUUCUAACUAAGUUACUUUGCGCCUGACACUUUG